AUGUACACAAACAUCUCAGGUGAGAAGGCGGUAAGCGCCUUGAUGGAGAUUUUGGAGCGAGAAGAGGAUAUUCUGGAGGCAGAACGCAUACGGAAGGAAUCGUUAACACGACUGAUCAACCUGACAGUAAGUACUACAUAUUUAACAUUUAACGGCAACAUCUACAAACAAAUAUUUGGACUACCGAUGGGACAUCCACUCUCACCUCUUUUGUCAAAUGUGUACAUGGACAAUUUGGAAAGAGAAUUCGGGAAGUCACCAUUACAACCAAGAGUCCUAAUGCGAUACCUGGAUGACUACUUUGCGCUUUGGUCACAUGGUAAGAAAAAUUUGAAUUAA
Messenger RNA from Protopolystoma xenopodis, 339 nucleotides. NCBI's taxonomy places the organism in Eukaryota, Metazoa, Platyhelminthes, Monogenea, Polystomatidea, Polystomatidae. The record is from the annotation of a GenBank genome assembly.